Messenger RNA from Westerdykella ornata, 2079 nucleotides. RefSeq lists its product as uncharacterized. Lineage: Eukaryota; Fungi; Ascomycota; Dothideomycetes; Pleosporales; Sporormiaceae. The record is from RefSeq and is a predicted model, not a curated record. The annotation marks the transcript as partial. The transcript is spliced from 2 exons.
AGGGAGUACAUGGGGAGGAUGUUGUCGUGGGCGAGACCGGUGUGGAUUGGGCACUGGCCGCCGUAUGCGGAUUAUGUCGGGAUGGGGUAUGAUCCCAAUCGGUGGGAGGAGUUUGAGCUGGAUGAGCGGUUCUACAACGCUACGCAUGAGAAGUUGGAAGCACACGUUGCUGCUUCGCCGAAGGUAUACAACCCUUUCCCGCCUUACAACUCACCGGCCUGGAACAGAGAAUGGGAAGGCGAAUAUGUGCCGUGUCAAGGACCGCGAGAACUGCUACUGGACAAUGCAGAAGAUCAAGUCUACGUAUACAAAGGCGUGCCCGAAAGCUUUCCCAAAGUGUUCGCCGGUAGCUACGAUGUCCUUGGCCUUGACGGCGAUGUCUGCUUUGAUCGGUAUUCCCGCUACGGGGCGUAUGGGUUGGGGAAUGGGACUGAAGAUGGCAGUGUGGUGGGUUGGAAGGCUCCGAAGAGGCAUGUUCAGUGGAAAGAUGUGAAAUGGGGACGGUUGCAGGAUGAGUGUUUGGAACGGAAUAAGAUGCGGUUCGCGCCUGAGGCGAGAGUGCCGAUGGUGAAAAAGCCGACUACUGCAUUUUCGGCUAUUGAAUCUGUGCAAUACUACGCGGAGAAAGGGGCGUCGGAGGGCCCUGUUGUUAUCGAUGCGCAUGAUUCGCGAGUGGAUUUGCUUGGGAGAGAAGAGAAGACAACUCUUAAAAGAAAGUACCAUCAUCGCACGGCGGUGUUGAUCCGCGCUUGGACUGGAUACAGGUACGAGGAGAACGACAUCAUGGCUAUUCGGGCCAUGGUUUCCGAGCUUGCCCUCCAAUCUGGCGGAGAGUAUGCCGUGUACCUGUACGUCCACGUCAAGAAUGCCAACCAGGAUAUCUUCAACGAUGCGGACCUGUACAAGCGGGUAGUGGAAGACAACGUCCCCGAGGAACUACGGGACAUCGCCAUUCUCUGGUCCGAAGCCAUCUUCCCAGAAUGGUAUCCGAAUGUAGGAGAUUACCAGGUCUACUGGCAGCAGUUCAUGUGCCUUCAGUGGUUCAGCCUUACGCACCCGGAGUUCGAUUACAUCUGGAAUUGGGAAACGGAUGCGAGAUAUAUCGGCCAUCACUACCAUUUCCUGGAGAAGGUGAGCGAGUUUGCGGAGAGGCAGCCGCGGAAACUAAUCUGGGAGAGAAACAAACGAUUCUACAUUCCAUCGAUUCAUGGGACGUAUAAGGAGUUUGUCGAGAGGACACACGCCGAUGUCCUGAAUGCGUCGGCGAAUAGCUUGAUUCCCCCUCCUGUCUGGGGUCCACGGCCGUGGAAGGCGGCGAUUCCGCCCCAGCGACCCUCGGGGCCUACACCACCGACGUCUUUUGAAGAAGAUAACUUCGAGUGGGGCGUUGGCGAGCCGGCCGACCUGAUCACCCUCCUGCCCAUCUGGGACCCUAGAAAUACGUCGUGGUCUUUCAAAGAUAAGAUCUGGAACUACAUACCGGGCGUGCGGCCGCUGUUUACCGAGCAGGACUGGGCGGCCGACUGGUUCACGCAUCCGGACUUUGCGCACCUGGACCGCCGCGUCUUCAUCAACACGGUGGUGCGGUUCUCGAGGCGCAUGCUCCAGGCCAUGCACGACGAGAACCGCGCGGGGCGAUCGAUGCAGGCGGAAAUGUGGCCCGCGACGGUGGCGCUGCAGCAUGGGCUCAAGGCCGUGUACGCGCCGCACCCGAUCUUCAACGACAGGGAGUGGCCGAGUACGUAUGCGGAGGCGAUAUUCGACGCUGCGAGUACGGUCGAUGGUGAGACGGGGGCGCCAGUGAUGCAAGUGCAGGGGGCGUGGACGGAGCAGCAGGAUAGUCCGUAUAAUCACGAUCGGGAGUACAAUUUCCAGGGGUGGAGUUGGUACUUUGCGUCGAGGUUUCCGCGGAUGCUGUAUAGGAGGUGGUUGGGGUGGGAAGUCGAGGUUUCGAGGUGGGGGGUGGAGACGGUGGUUGAGGGGGGUGAGGAAGGUGAAGGAGAGGGGGAAAGGGGGAGGAUGUGUGUUCCUGGGAUGAUGUUGCAUCCGGUUAAGGGGAUGGCGAGGGAGAGGGUGAGA